AUGCUUAAACUGAAAUACCCUUCUUUUCAAAUUACUAUUGCUGGUCAUUCUCUUGGUGGUGGAGUCGCCCAAUUGUUGACUUUAGAAAUUAAUAAAAAUCACCCCGAUUGGUUAGUUCAUGGUUAUUGUUUAGCACCUGCAUUAGUCCUUUCACUGAAUAUAGCUUCAUCUCCAUUAGUUCGUUCACUGAUUGAUUCCGUAGUAUCAAAAAAUGAUAUUGUUCCUAGACUAUCUUUUGAUUCAAUUAAAAAUAUUCAACCAUUAAUCAACGAGUUUCGUUCUAUUUACAAUAAUACUAGUUUAAUCUCUCUCAACUCAAAAGAAACAACAGAGCAAUACCAACAAGCUUUCAACCGUUUUUAUGAAUCAACAAAUACUAUAGACUCAUCAGUCUUAGUACCACCAGGAAGAGUAUUUCAUAUCCAAAAAAGAAAAGAACAUGGCGUUAAAAAAUAUCGCUUGUUUGAACGUGAAAAUAAAGAGUUUGGCUGGCUUUUUAUUAAAGUACUAAGUCUUAGUGAUCAUUUCCCAUACAACUAUUAUUACACACUAUCACAAGUCGUUAAUGAGAUGACAAUGGAAUGA
This is a messenger RNA of Entamoeba dispar SAW760, 585 nucleotides long. RefSeq lists its product as uncharacterized. Bases 1 to 585 code for a protein of 194 amino acids. The record is from RefSeq and is a predicted model, not a curated record. Lineage: Eukaryota; Evosea; Mastigamoebida; Endamoebidae. Gene Ontology annotation, biological process: lipid metabolic process. The transcript has a single exon.